This is a messenger RNA of Cetraspora pellucida, 1494 nucleotides long. The record is from the annotation of a GenBank genome assembly. NCBI's taxonomy places the organism in Eukaryota, Fungi, Glomeromycota, Glomeromycetes, Diversisporales, Gigasporaceae.
AUGUCCCAAUGGUUGUCACCAGCAGGUCAUUUUCCUCCACCACAGCCACCAUACUCGACUUUUCAGGGGCCGCCACCUGUUCCUUCCAAUCAAUAUUUGCCUUCAUAUCAAAGACCCUCUUUACCUCCGCCAUCACAGGCACCCUCGUUAGAUGAUCUAUCUUUAGCGUUUGACAAUCUUGCAAUGGCGUUAAGAUUGACAGCAGGUCCGCAAGAAAUUGAUGAUUUUCAAGUAACACUAGGGAUGCUUAUGCAUGACUGCUCACAAUCAAAUAUUCAACGAGGCAAAACUUGGAUAUUCAACCAUUGUUCUUCACCAACUCAUUACGAGGUUUUAUUAAGAUUUUUAAUUGCACUUUCAAGAUCUCGGACUAUGUUUGAAGAUAAAUUACACUUGAUAUAUUUGAUUAAUGAUGUACUAUUCCAUAGUGAGCGUCGUCAAGAACCUUGGAUAAAAGAAGCAUUGCAUCCAAAUUUGCUUGCGUUACUUCGUUCUGCUUUCCAAUUCAUAGAUGCUAAUGAAAAACAGCAAGAAAAAGUUCUUAAAAUUAUAUCUAUAUGGGGCGAUAAACAUUACUUUGAUGAUAUUAAAAUUAAUGCUUUGAAGUCUGGUGUUAUGGUUCCUCCUCCGCCUCCCGGUGGCCCGCCAUCGGUCACAUUUCCUGGGAUGGUACCUCCAGGACAUCCCGCUUUUGGGCAUAUUCGUUAUCAAAAUCCUCAGAAUGUUUCACCUUUUUAUAAUCAGGGUGCACCGCCCCCACCAAAUAUGUUUCCUGGAGCCCAUUCGCCAGCACAGUCAAUUAUUUCAUCAAGUACUCACCUGUCUCCACCAAUCGCUCAUGGUCAUUUGAGGCCUAACUCUGAACCAGCACCACCUGGUAUCCCUGGUCAGUUUCCUUCCGGUCCUUCACCACCGGACAUGUCAAUGCAAGCAAUAGGACCAAGGCCUAACGUAUCUGUUACACCACCAAUACCUGCUGUACCGGAAAAAAAAUAUUAUGAACUACCGGCAGGAUUAAUGGUACCAGCUGUUUCGCCUGAGGAACCGCCAUAUACGCCAAUUCACGCUUCUUCUAUUAGACUUCCACCACACCGACUUCCACCAACACCAGAGUUACUUGAAGCAAUGACUAUUACAAAGAUUUACAGAUUCGCCGCGCAGCAGCAGCAGCAAGGGCUGCUGCUGCUGGAAGAUAUUAUAACCGAUCAUCCUAUCGGCGCAAAAGAGAUGACCGUGGACGUCGUUGGUCAAGAGAUAAAAGUUAUUCAAGAUCCAGGUCGCGUUCAUGGUCUUCAUCAAGAUCUUAUUCAAGAAGAAGAAGACAUUAUAGUUAUUCUGAUUCAUCAGGUAGUAGUCGUAGUCGCUCGAGGGGUCGCAAGCGUCAUAGACGCAGCAGUAGAAGUCAUAGUCAUUCAAGAUCAAGCUCUAGGCGUCGAUAUAAGAGUCAUAGUAGGACAAGACAUGAUUGGAGGAGAACGAAAUCAGGAACAUUAA